AUGGCUGCAAUACUCCGCCGGUUCACCCUACCGAUAGCAGCGGCAGCAUUCCUCCUGCUCGUUGCAGCCGCCACCACCGAAGCAUCCUCUAUCCGCCGCACCACUGUGAUUAUCGACCAGCAGAACCAAGGCAGAGGUGGCGGCAGUGGAACUGGUGAGGAGGGCGGUGGCCGGAGGUGCAGGGAACAGUUUUUGGAGCAAGGCAAUCUCUGGCACUGCCAGAGCUUCAUGGCGGAGCACACGAAGCAAGGCGGCGGGACCAAGCACUUGAAGAGCUGUUGCAAGCAGCUGAAGAAGAUGGACAUGGAGUGCACUUGCAGGGGGCUGGAGCUUUCCAUCCGCCAGAUGGAGGCCGCGGCGAAGCAAGGCGAGAUGCAAGGGGAAGAUAUGAAGCUCAUAUGGCGGAUCGCGAGUAACCUCCCCGGCGCUUGCAAGACUUCCCCUGCCACCUGCGACGAGUUCUCCGGCCACGGCGGCGGUGGCAGCCUAUAUCCCGCUCUUGAAACAUUUCUGUAA
Messenger RNA from Linum tenue, 516 nucleotides. The record is from the annotation of a GenBank genome assembly. Lineage: Eukaryota; Viridiplantae; Streptophyta; Magnoliopsida; Malpighiales; Linaceae.